UUACCGUUCUGACCUUCUGACAUGGACGUUUCUUUCCUUAACGCCGUUAACCUAAGCAAUGGUGCGGACACAACUAGUUGCGCACAAGCACAAACCGUGCCGUCUCAAGAGAGGCGCCGCCUUCUGAACACGUGUCUCUUUACAGCCGAGUUGCCUGUCUUCACACAGUCCCAACCUAGCAGUUCGCGAAGGAAGCGCCGGCUCCUGCUUUUCAGCCCAGGCACACAACCAGGCGGAGAGCCGGCUUCCGCGCGGCGGUUUUGCCCGGAGCGCCCGCGGAGCGCGGAAAAAGCUGGCAGCUUCAUGGAGGAAUCGGGGCAAGUCGCCGAGAAAGAGGAGAAUGUAGAUUGGGGCUAUGAAGAAGGUGUUGAGUGGGGGCUAAUCUUUCCUGAUGCAAAUGGGGAAUAUCAAUCUCCUAUUAAUUUGAAUUCAAGAGAGGCCAAAUAUGACCCAUUGUUGCUGGAAGUACGCUUAUCACCAAAUUAUGUUGUAUGCCGUGAUUGUGAGAUGCUCAAUGACGGACAUUCAAUUCAGAUCCUUUUAAAGACCAAAUCAAUGUUAGUGGGAGGCCCAUUACCUCGGGGCCAUGAAUUUGAACUUCACAAUGUUCGAUUUCACUGGGGCAGAGAAAACCAGCGUGGCUCAGAACACACAGUUAAUUUUAAAGCAUUUCCCAUGGAGCUCCAUCUGAUCCACUGGAACACUACCAUGUAUCACAGUAUUGAUGAAGCAGUCGGAAAGAAGAAUGGUAUAGCCAUUAUUGCCUUAUUUGUGCAGAUAGGAAAGGAACAUUCAGGCCUAAAGGCUGUGACUGAGAUUCUGCAAGACAUUCAGUAUAAGGGCAACUCCAAGACAAUACCUUGCUUCAAUCCUAACACAUUAUUACCAGAUCCACUGCUAAGAGACUAUUGGGUGUAUGAAGGCUCUCUCACGGUCCCACCCUGCAGUGAAGGUGUUACGUGGAUCAUAUUUAGAUAUCCUUUAACUAUAUCCCAAGUUCAGAUAGAAGAAUUUCGAGGACUGAGGAAUCAUAUAAAAGGAGCGGAACUCCUAGAAGGUUGCGAUGGAAAUUUAGGAGAUAAUUUCAGACCAACACAGCCACUUAAUGACAGAGUCAUAAGGGCUGCUUUCCAGUAGCAGAGACAAAUAAUUAAAAAAAGAAAAAGAAUUAAAAUCAAAAUAUAGGCCCUUGAUUCUGAUCUGACCCAGUUGAUCUUGUCUGAAGAUUUUGUGGUCUUUGGAUCUGCCUAAAAGCUACUAAAAAGAGUCACCCUAGAAUUCUUUCUGAAUAAUGGAUCACAUUGCUGGAUACUUUCCUGAAGAUACUGAACUGAAUUUUCCUGGCAAGGAGUCUGAACUCCCCUUUCAACUGACAUAUUGACUUAAUAUGAUUUGCUUCAGUUAGAGAUGGCGGAAGAUGUAAUGUGGAGCCAUUCAUCAAUUACACAGCACAAGGAUAUAAUCUUGAAGACUUUCUUUUUAUCUAAAGGCUGACAAUAGUUUUGAGACUACAUUGUCAUUUAAGAGCUUACAUAAUUUUAGGUUUAUAUUUGAAUAAAGGUCUGUGAUAUUGCCCAAGGUUUUGUGGAGCUCACUUUUUUAAAACCUUGAUUCUCAUUCUGCUACUUGCUUGGCAUCUAUAGUUUUCCAACUGCUUCAAGUCAAUUCCAAUACUCUGCAUUGAUUGAAUGUAUAUUCACUUGGUGUAGGAUUGCUUGUGACUGAGUGUAGUAUAUAUGCACAUUAAUGUUGUUAUAUGAAAACUGAAUUUAAUGGCUUCCUAUAAAGGAGUAGUGAUUGAAUCUAUUUCUGUUAUGAGCCCUUUUAUGUUCUGUCCUAGGAAGCAAAGCACAUAACAGUGGAACUGAAGAUAAUUUGAUGUGUCCAGUGACAAAUAACAGUGGAAUGACUUCAUCCUGGGAGUGCUAUGAAGAUUGCGUUUGUCAUAUUGUCACAAAUUGUCACAUAAAGGCACGAUGUGAGAAAAAUAUUUUGUUAGUUUGUUAGUAAUUGAUGGUUAUAGAAUGUGUUGUGUUAAAUCACUCAUUCUUAAAACACUUCAAAGUGUUUUAAUACUUAAUUCCCUUUCUACCUUCCACCCAAAAUAAGAUAUGUAGGACACUCAUAUUUAUGUUGUGAUAUGUGAUAUGGAUAAAAGAUGAAAAGGGAUACUUCAAAGGACUUAAAUUUACAGAGUACCUUCUUUUAAAUAUGUAUCUAUUUUCAUGCUUGCAUCAUUCUGACACAAUAUAAAUUAUUCACAGUAAUAACUUAUCACAAUAACACACAGAGGAUUUUGCAGAUUGCAGUUACUGAACAUGCACUUACACAUGAGUGUUUGAUAUAGCCUAUGAAAGAAAGCAUACCCAUGAAGAAUUUAUGAGAAAGAAUGAAAUAUUCAAUUAUUUUGUGUUUGUUUUCUGGAUCUAGAAUAGUUCUUUCUUCUUUAAAGACUGCCCUGAAAAGAAAGACUAAUUUAGCCAAGGGAUUUAUUCUUUAAGAAAAUAAUAAAAAGUUGAACUCAGAAACUUCUUGAAUAAAGAAGAGUAGAGAUUAAGCUAGGGUUCCUGAUUAAUCCAAAGAUUGUCAGAGGAACUGAAAAUCUUGUCCAGUAAAGAAAUAAACCUGUAAAAUAGAACUAAAGACACAAAAGAGCAGGAUGGGCAGAAAAUUUUCCAGAAAUAAAUUUGCAGUUAGUCCUGAUUUAACAGCCGUAAUGGAGACUGGAAUUUCCAUUGCUAAUUGCAUUCAUAAUGUGUGACAUUAUAAGACUGCAUUCCUUAGUGAUGGCAAUUCCUUAGUGAUGGCAAUUCUAACUGUCCCUAUUGCUAUUGUUAAAUGAGGAUCAUGAGUGGUGAAGUGACAAGGCUGAGUGGUUCACAAGCUGGCCAGAAGGUGACUAAGUGGCUGGUAUGAUCAUGUGGGAGGUGGCUGCUGCCAAGUGUGGAAACUCAGGUGAUUGCCAUGGCACAACAGAAGGAGGGGGGGGAAUGUUGCCUGAGACAGGAGUGUGCACAGCUGGGUCACACUUUGUAGCUGGGCUCCGCAGGAGAAAAAGCAGGGAGAGUGGUACUGACUGACAGGAGUGACUUAUGACCAUUGAUUUUGCUUGUAGGAAGCCGGCAGGGAAGGUUGCAAACAAUGAUCUGGUGACCACAGAACACUGCAACUGUUGUGCGAGCCAGUUGUCAGCAGCCCAAAUUGUGAUCACAUGAUGGAGAGAGGUCGACUAGAACUUUGGGGACCAGUCAUAAGUACCAUUUGUUCAGCACCACCAUAACUUUGAGUGGUUGCUGAAUGAGUGGUUGUUAAUUGAAGCAUCAAAAAAGUCACUGUGGAGAACUGCAAUGCAUUGAGACCAAAGACAUUAAAUGGAAAGAAAUGGAAACUUUUGCAGUGAGGAGUGUUGGUAUAACUGAAUAAACUUCCCCUCUAACAUAUUUUAUUUGCAAUUUGUUUGGGGAGGAUUUUUAAAGCAACUUCUGACAACUUCUGGUGUUAUCUUGCAAGUCACAUUUUUAAUAUACUGAUUCUAUGGGGUAGAAUAAUGGGACAGAUUACCAUGACAGAAACACCACCUUUUCUUGAUAUGUAUCAAUAUGUACAAAAGUGGGGAACUUAAUUAUGCUGCCAGGAUUUUCAUCAUGGAUAGUUGUGGACAUCAACUCCCAGAAUUACCCAGCCAGUAUGGAGUUCAGAAUCAGAAUCAGAAUAGAGUUGCAAGGGACCUUGGAGGUCCUCUAAUCCAGUAUCCUGCUCAAACAGAUCAUAACAUACCAUUUCAGACAAGUGACUGUCCAGUCUCCUCUUAAAAAUCUACAGUGAAGUAUCCACAACAGGGGUGUCAAACUUGUGAGGUGAUGUCACGUGAUGUAUCACAACUUCCCCCACCCCAUUUGCUAAACCAGGAGAGGGCGUGGCCAGCACAUGACUUAUCCAGCCCAAAGGCCAUGAGUUUGAGACCCCUGAACCACAACAUCUGAAGGCAAGUUAUUCCACUGGUUAAUUGUCCUCAUCCUUAGGAAGUUUCUCCUCAAUUCCAGGUUGCUUCUCUCUUUGAUUAAUUUCCAUUCAUUGUUUCUUGUCCUGCCCUCUGGUAUUUUAGAAAAUAAAUUGACCUCCUCUUCUUUGUGGCAGCCUCUCAAAUACUGGGAUACUGCUAUCAUGUCCCCCCAAUUCUUCUUUUCUCUAGACUAGCCAAACCCAAAUCCUGUAACCGUUCUUCAUAUGUUUUUGUCUCCAGGCCUUUAAUCAUCUUAGUUGCUCUUCUUUGCACUUUUUCCAAAGUCUCAACAUCUUUUUAUAAUGUGGUGACCAAACAUGGGUGCAGUAUUCUAGGUGUAGUCUUACUAAGGCUUUAUAAAGCAGUACUAAUAUUGCUUUAUACGUUGAAAUUCAGUUAUGAGUUGAAAUCCAGAUCUCUUAAAGUUGUGAAAUUUGAAAAACAGUGCCUUAGACUGUAAGGUAAUGACAUAUUUGAAUGCUAUUUUACAUCAGCCUAGUAGAACUGUAUGGUAUUUUCUGAAGGUUGAUUUAAUUUGAAAAAGUUUGGAUUACCUUUAUAAAACCAACCUUCAUAUUAUUUCAAGGCUUUAAGUGGAGAGACUUCUGAAGACUUGAAGAAGCUUCUUAGAUGAGAAGUGAAAACUUUUCAAAGAAAAAAACCCAAGAAAAUCCAGCUGCCUUUUGGAAAAAGCUUCUUUGGGUGAACUUAUACACUAGUUUGCUCUCUGUCAAAUAUCCUUUACUUGGUGUAUAGAUUAACUUUUUUGAACCAGCUGACAAUUAUAUUAUUCCUCAGAUUUGCUGAUAUAUUUUAGUUAGAGCCUUUACAUAUUCUUCUUCUGUUGCUUGUCAUAUUUCUGCAGAAAUUAUAUCUAUUGCUGUAGCUUUUUGACUUGGCACUAACUGGAGUGCUGAUCUAACUUUAUAUUUUAGUACCAGAGAUCCUUGUAAAAAGGGAAUAGCUUAGAUAUUAAUACUUCUGCCAUACAGAAUUUCAGCAUAUGCCUUCCAUCUUUCUUAGAUACUCUUUUAAUCAAUUAUCAUCCGUCUACUGCUGUUCUUUUACAUACCAAUUCAAAACUGGAGCCUCUUUCGGAGUUCAGAGAUCUUUGGAAGGCUUUCCUUGUUUUUUCCUGACUCUUUUAAUUUUUGAUGCCUUUACAGAUGUCAUUAUAAUUUUUAACAGCUCUCUGAAAUUCUUUGUUAAGUUCUUUUCCUAGAUCUUUGUCUUUCUUGGCCUUGGCUUUCUCUUCUAGGCUAUUUCCAUCAUUUAAUCUUGGUCUUUGGCAGUCUCUUUUCAAAUUCUUCAUUAACAACUUCUUUGAUUUCUUUCUGGUUUUCUUCUAGUUCUCUUCGAUCAAUGAGGUUCAGGAAUUGCAAGUAAUUCUUGGUAUUUUUCUUGAAAAUGGUGUGUACAUGAUAAAGAAUAUAUCAUGUCCAAUUCUAAUGUAGCAGAUUAACUAUGUAUCAUUCUAAGCCUCAUCAUCAAAUGAAAAAGUGUAUAAUAUGAAAAUUGUCAGCUAUGAACUAAAGAAGCAAAUUUACUAGAAUAAGAAUACAAAACAAAACAAAAAGCCAACAUGCUUUCAAAUGUAAAGCAAUAUGUUAGCUGAUGCAGUUAUAUAACUAAAAAAGAAAAUAUGACGACUCCCUAAAGUGUUAUUUUUAUAUGUUAAUACAAUCAGAGAUUAAUUUUUAAGGAAGACUAAAGGAACAUACAUUGAUGUAAUCAAUUUUAAAUUAGGCCAAGUAAUUUGUAUUGCUUCAU
Messenger RNA from Ahaetulla prasina, 5773 nucleotides. RefSeq names its product carbonic anhydrase 8 (gene CA8). The record is from RefSeq and is a predicted model, not a curated record. Lineage: Eukaryota; Metazoa; Chordata; Lepidosauria; Squamata; Colubridae. The coding region runs from base 22 to 1137 and encodes 371 amino acids. Gene Ontology annotation, molecular function: carbonate dehydratase activity; zinc ion binding. The transcript has 9 exons.